GCUAUGGGGUGUGCUAUGGGGCUGGUGGAGUACGGCAAGUACAGCAACGACCUCUAUGAGCUGCAGGCGAGCCGCUGGGAAUGGAAGCGCCUGAAGGCGAAGACCCCCAAGAACGGGCCCCCCCCGUGCCCGCGCCUGGGCCACAGCUUCUCGCUGGUGGGCAACAAGUGCUACCUGUUCGGGGGGCUGGCCAACGACAGCGAGGACCCCAAGAACAACAUCCCCCGGUACCUGAAUGACCUGUACGUGCUGGAGCUGCGCGCCGGCUCCGGGGUGCUGGCCUGGGACAUCCCCAUCACCUACGGGGUGCUGCCGCCGCCGCGCGAGUCCCACACGGCCGUGGUGUACACGGAGCGCGCGGCGCGGCGCUCGCGCCUCGUCAUCUACGGCGGCAUGAGCGGCUGCCGCCUCGGAGACCUCUGGACCCUGGACAUCGAGACGCUGACGUGGAACAAGCCCAGCCUCAGCGGGGUGGCUCCGUUACCGCGCAGCCUCCACUCAGCCACCACCAUCGGCAACAAGAUGUACGUGUUUGGGGGCUGGGUGCCCCUUGUCAUGGACGACGUGAAGGUGGCGACGCACGAGAAGGAGUGGAAGUGCACAAACACGCUGGCCUGCCUCAACCUGGACUCCAUGGCCUGGGAGCCCAUCGUCAUGGACACGCUGGAGGACAACGUGCCGCGGGCGCGCGCCGGGCACUGCGCCGUGGCCAUCGCCACCCGGCUCUACAUCUGGAGCGGGCGGGACGGGUACCGCAAGGCCUGGAACAACCAGGUCUGCUGCAAGGACCUCUGGUACCUGGAGACCGAGCGCCCCCCCGCUCCGGCUCGGGUGCAGCUGGUCCGCGCCAACACCACGUCGCUGGAGGUGAGCUGGGGCGCGGUGCCCACGGCGGACUCCUACCUGCUGCAGCUGCAGCGCUACGAGCUGCCCGCCGCGCCCGCGCCCGCGCCCGUGCCCUCCGUGCCCGCCAACCCCCCCAAGAGCCCCGCGCCCGCCGCCGCCGCCCCGGGGCCGCCCGCGCCGCCCCCCCCCCCGCCGCCGCCGCCCUUGGUACCGCCCGCGGGGCUCACGCUGCUCCCGCCCAGCGCCAGCGGCGCCGCCGCAGCAGCGCCCCCAGCGGCCGCAGCCGGCACCAACAGCGGCGGCGCGGGGGCAGCGGCGCCCCCCGCUGGGGGAGCCCUGCAGGUGCUGCCCGCGGGGAACCCGGCCCCCGCCGGAGCCGCCGCCAGCGCGGGGGGAGCCGCGGCCAGAGCCGCCGGUAAGGGGGGAGAUGGGGGCGACAUGGGGAGGACGGGGGGCAUAGGGGGAUACGGGGGCGUGUGGAAGGGUAGGGGGAGGGCGCGGGGGGGGUGUUCCUGUCCCUCCCCCCCCCGCCCUGAGCCCCCCUUCCCCCCAGGUGUGCCGGCGGUGCUGAAGGUGACCGGGCCCCCCGCGGCGGCAGCCGGCACCCCCCUGGUGACGGUGCGCUCGGCCGGGCCCCCCGGCAAGGCCCCGGUGACGGUGACGUCCCUGCCCGGCGUGCGCAUGGUGGUGCCGGGCCAGAGUCCCCAGGGCACGGUGCUGGGCAGCUCCCCCCAGCUCACCGGCAUGGCCGCCCUGGCCGCCGCUGCCGCCGCCACGCAGAAGAUCCCCCCCGCGGCGCCCGCGGUGCUGAGCGUCCCCCCCGGCGCCACCAUCGUCAAGACGGUGGCCGUGACCCCCGGCACCCCCUCGCUGCCGCCCAGCGUCAAGGUGGCCUCGGCCCCCGUCAUGGUGACCAACCCGGCCACGCGGAUGCUGAAGACGGCGGCGGCGCAGGUGGGGACGUCGGGGGGGGCCGCGGCCACCAACCCCCCCCCCGCGCGCCCCAUCAUCACCGUGCACAAGUCGGGCGCGGUGACGGUGGCGCAGCACCAGGCCCAGGUGGUGACCACCGUGGUGGGGGGGGUCACCAAGACCAUCACCCUGGUCAAGAGCCCCAUCUCCGUGCCGGGGGGCAGCGCCCUGAUCUCCAACCUGGGCAAGGUGAUGUCCGUGGUGCAGACGAAGCCGGUGCAGAGCUCGGCCGUCACCGGGCAGGCGUCCACCGGCCCCGUCACCCAGAUCAUCCAGACCAAGGGCCCGCUGCCGGCGGGCACCAUCCUCAAGCUGGUGACGUCCGGCGAUGGGAAGCCCACGACGCUGCUGAGCACGAGCCAGGCCGGCGCCGCCGCGGCCAAGCCCACGCUGCUGGGCAUCAGCAGCGUCUCCCCCAGCACCACCAAGCCCGGCACCACCACCAUCAUCAAGACCAUCCCCAUGUCGGCCAUCAUCACCCAGGCGGGGGCCACCGGUGUCACCAGCAGCCCCGGCAUCAAGUCCCCCAUCACCAUCAUCACCACCAAGGUGAUGACGUCGGGCACGGGGACCCCGGCCAAGAUCAUCACCGCGGUGCCCAAGCUGGGCACCGGGCACGGCCAGCAAGGGGUGACGCAGGUGGUCCUCAAGGGCGCCCCGGGGCAGCCGGGCACCAUCCUGCGCACGGUGCCCAUGGGGGGGGUCCGCCUGGUGACCCCCGUCACCGUCUCUGCCGUCAAGCCCACGGUCACCACGCUGGUGGUGAAGGGCACCACCGGGGUCACCACGCUGGGCACGGUGACGGGGACGGUGUCCACCAGCCUGGCGGGCGCAGGGGGGCACAGUGCCACGGCCUCGCUUGCCACCCCCAUCACCACGCUGGGCACCAUCGCGACGCUGUCGAGCCAGGUCCUGAACCCCGCCGCCAUCACCGUGUCCGCGGCACAGAGCACGGUGACGGCCACCGGCGCGCUCGGCACCCCCACCAUCACCAUGCAGCCCGUGGCCCCCCCCACCCAAGUGACGCUGAUCACGGCCCCCGGGGGGGGGGUUGAGGCGCAGCCGGUGCCCGACCUCCCCGUGUCCAUCCUGGCAUCGCCCACGGCCGAGCAACCGGCACCGGGCGGCACCGAGCCCGACGCCGGCACCGUGACCCUGGUGUGCUCCAACCCCCCCUGCGAGACCCACGACACCGGCACCACCAACACCGCCACCACCACCAUGGCCACGGGGCCGUGCUCUAAUCCCCCUUGUGAGACCCACGACACCGGCACCACCAACACCGCCACCACCACCAUGGCAAUGGGACCCUGCUCCAACCCCCCUUGUGAGACCCAUGAGACCGGCACCACCAACACCGCCACCACCACCAUGGCGGCGGGGUCCUGCUCCAACCCCCCCUGUGAGACCCAUGAGACCGGCACCACCAACACGGCCACCACCACCAUGGCAAGGGGACCCUGCUCCAACCCCCCCUGUGAGACCCAUGAGACCGGCACCACCAACACCGCCACCACCACCAUGGCAAGGGGACCCUGCUCCAACCCCCCCUGUGAGACCCAUGAGACCGGCACCACCAACACGGCCACCACCACCAUGGCGGCGGGGUCCUGCUCCAACCCCCCCUGUGAGACCCAUGAGACCGGCACCACCAACACCGCCACCACCACCAUGGCAAGGGGACCCUGCUCCAACCCCCCCUGUGAGACCCAUGAGACCGGCACCACCAACACCGCCACCACCACCAUGGCGGUGGGGUCCUGCUCCAACCCCCCUUGUGAGACCCAUGAGACCGGCACCACCAACACGGCCACCACCACCAUGGCCACGGGGCCCUGCUCCGACCCCCAGCAUGAGAUGGGGACGACCACCACGGCCACCACCACCGUGGUCACCGCGUCCCAGCCGUGUUCCACCGCAUCCUGUGAGCCCCAUGGAUCCGGCACCACCAGCAGCACCGUCAUGGCUGUGGCAUCGCAGCCCUGCUCCAAUCCCCCCUGUGAGACCCACGAGACCGGCACCACCAACACGGUGACCACCACCGCGUCCCGGCUCUGCUCCAACCCCCCCUGCGAGGCGCACGGCGCUGGCACCACCACCACCACCACCACCACCACCAUGGCGGUGGGGCCCUGCUCCAGCCCCCCCUGCGAGGCGCACGGCACCGGCACCACCAGCACGGCCACCGGAGCCACAGCGUCGCAGCCGGGCGAGAGCCACGACGCGGGCACCGCCGGCACCAGCACCGCCGGCCCCAGCACCGCCGGCACCAGCACCGCCGGCACCAGCCCCGGCUCUCCCCCCCCCAGCGCCACCGCGGUGACAGGGACAGUGCCCGAGGGGCCCCCCCCCGCCUGCUCCAACCCCCCCUGUGAGACCCAUGAGACCGGGACGACCCCCACGGCCACCACGGUCACCGCCGCCAUCGGCACCAACCCAGAGCCCCCCCCGGCAGCUGCCAAUGGACAAGGGGAGUCGGAGCCAACCCCCCCUGGGGAGGGUCCCCCCCCCGGCACCCCCAGCCCUGGGCCCAGCACCACGGGGCCCCCCCAGCCCCGCGCCGUCACCAACGUCACCGCGGCCACACCGGUGCCAGCACCCGCCCUGCCGAGCAUCUCCUCGCUGACGGAGCCCCCCCCGGACCCCCCCGCGCCCCCCAGCAUCACCCCUCCCCCCAGCAGCAGCGGGGCCCCCCCCGCGCCCCCCCCGGGCUCCCCGGAGCCCUUGGCCGUGGUGGUGCUGCCGGGGGGGGCCGAGGGCGGCGCCGGGGGGGGGGCGGCGGCGGCGCUGCCCCCGGAGCUGCUGGGGGGGGGCGCGGGGGCGCUCGUGGUGCCGGGGCUCAGCCCCGAGGAGCUGGCGGUGACGGCGGCGGCGGAGGCGGCGGCGGCGGCGGCCACCGAGGAGGCGCAGGCGCAGGCCCAGGCCCAGGCGCUGGCGAUCCAGGCGGUGCUGCAGGCGGCCCAGCACGCGGUGCUGGGCACGGCGGAGCCCCUGGACAGCGGCGCGGAGCCCGGGGGGGCCCCCCCCGAGCUGGGGGUGCCCGAGGGCGCGGGGGGCCCCAUCCCCAUUGUGCUGACUCAGCAGGACCUGGCGGCGCUGGUGCAGCAGCAGCAGCAGCAGCAGCUCGAGGCCGCCCCCCCCGGCACCCCCCCGGCGCCGCCGCCCCCCCCGGCCCCCCCCCAGCUCCCCACCGAGGCCUUGGCCCCCGCCGACAGCCUCAACGACCCCCCCGGCACCGACAGCAACGGACUGGGAGAGGUGGGGGCCGCCAGCGGAGCCCCCAGCGAUGGCCUGGCCCCCCCCAGCGCCUUCGUGCCCCCGCCGCCCGUGGUGGGCACCAGCCCGGCCAAGCUGCAGGCGGCCGCGGCCCUGGCAGAGGUGGCCAACGGCAUCGAGAGCGUCUCCGUGAAGCAGGAGCCAAGCCCCCCGAAGGCGCUGCUCAAGAAGGAGAACCAAUGGUUCGACGUGGGCGUCAUCAAGGGCACCUCCAUGAUGGUGACGCACUACUUCCUGCCGCCCGAGGACGCGCCGCCCGCCGACGACGAGGCCGGGGGCGUCCCGGACCAUUCCCAGCUGCGGCGGCAGGAGCUGCAGCCGGGCACCGCGUACAAGUUCCGCGUGGCCGGGGUGAACGUGUGCGGCCGCGGCGCCUUCUCCGAGCUGGCGGCCUUCAAAACCUGCCUGCCCGGGUACCCGGGCGCGCCCUGCGCCAUCCGCAUCAGCAAGAGCCCGGACGGGGCGCACCUGACGUGGGAGCCGCCGUCGGUGACGUCCGGGCGCAUCCUGGAGUACUCGGUUUACCUGGCGAUCGCCGGCGGCGCGGCCGAGCCCCGGGGGGGCUCCGGUGGCGCGGGGGGGGGCGGGGGCCCGGCCCCGCUCGCCUUCAUGCGGGUCUAUUGCGGGCCCAGCCCCUCCUGCCUGGUGCCCGCCGGCAGCUUGGCCACGGCGCACAUCGACCACAGCACCAAACCCGCCAUCAUCUUCCGCAUCGCCGCCCGCAACGACAAGGGCUACGGCCCCGCCACGCAGGUGCGGUGGCUGCAGGAGUCCAGCAAGGACGGAGCCGGGGCCAAACCCGCCAGCAAGCGCCCGCUGUCUUCCCCCGACCUGAAAUCCGCUCCAAAGAAGCCGAAGGCCGAAGGGCAGUGAAGGACCCCGCGGGCCCCUGCCCCAUAGUGGGGGGGGGGAGGGACCGGAGGCCGCUGUGGGGCUCAGGCUCCGCUGUGGGGCAGGAGGGGGAGAGGGGCAGGGGGGGAUUUUUUUUACCUGUUGCAGUUGCUGGAUGAAGUUUUGUACUCGCUGCCCCUCCCCCCACCGGCCCCCCCUGUACAGACCCCCGGGGGCCGCUAUGGGGCAGCCAUGGGGCGCUGUGGGGCAGCCCAGCCCCCCCCUCCCCCCCGUGUAUUAUAGUGUAUUGGGGGCCCCUCCCCCCCGUAACUGUCGUUUUUGUGCUAUUUUGAGAAUUAAAAGACAUUUUUUUGGAGAAAAAAA
Messenger RNA from Pezoporus occidentalis (night parrot), 6309 nucleotides. RefSeq names its product host cell factor C1 (gene HCFC1). Lineage: Eukaryota; Metazoa; Chordata; Aves; Psittaciformes; Psittacidae. The record is from RefSeq and is a predicted model, not a curated record. Gene Ontology annotation, biological process: chromatin remodeling; regulation of DNA-templated transcription. The transcript has 25 exons. The coding region runs from base 16 to 5967 and encodes 1983 amino acids. Gene Ontology annotation, cellular component: histone methyltransferase complex. Gene Ontology annotation, molecular function: transcription coactivator activity; protein binding.